This is a messenger RNA of Oryza sativa Japonica Group (Japanese rice), 1895 nucleotides long. Lineage: Eukaryota; Viridiplantae; Streptophyta; Magnoliopsida; Poales; Poaceae. The record is from RefSeq and is a predicted model, not a curated record.
AUGAAUAGUGGCUUUCAAGUCCCAAAUGGUAAAUUUUUUCUAGUAGAUGGUGGUUAUGCCAACACACCACAGUUCAUUGCUCCUUAUCGUGGUGUUCGGUACCAUCUAAAGGAGUUUGGACGUGGUCAUCGUCGACCUAGAGACUACAAGGAGUUAUUCAAUCAUCGCCAUGCCAUUCUGAGAAACCAUGUAGAGAGAGCUCUAGGGGUUCUAAAGAAGCGAUUUCCCAUCCUGAAAGUAGGCACUUUCCAUCGGAUAAAGAACCAAGUGCGGAUUCCAGCAGCUGCUGCAGUGUUCCACAACAUGAUCCGGUUGCUUAAUGGUGAUGAGGGCUGGUUGGACAACCAACCUGAUAAUAUAGAACCUACUAAUUUUGUCGAUCUACCAGAAGGUGACAGUGAAUACCAAAAUGAUGUGCCAUCUCUUAGCAAUCAAAUGAUCAGUGGGAAUAAUAUUAGAGAUAUGAUUGCUAAGAAGAUGUGGGAAGAUUAUGUUCUUAUGAUGUUUGGAAGACUAUCUCCGAAAGCAAGCCUAUUGCAGCAGCAACAAAGGCAUCCACAAAAGAAGGCAUCACCAAAGAGCUGUAGCAUACAGAAGAAGAAGGCUUCUCCAAAAGCUCAACAAUCAAGAGCUUCAUGGAACCCGGGACUAGAAAAGGCUUUAGUUGAUUUACUUCAUGAGCACAAUAACCCACAUUACCGGUGCCAAAACGGGUGGACAAGUGAAGCAUGGAACAAGGUCGUCAAAGAAUUUCGUGACAGACAUCCCUAUGUCGCCAUGAAUAAGCAACAGAUCCAAGAUAAGGAGAAGGAGUUAAAACGAGAUUAUAGGUUGCUUAAGGAGGCAAGGAAACAGAGUGGAGCUUCUUGGGAUAAUCAACGGUGCAUGAUUGUUGCCGAUGAUGCUGUUUGGGCAAACAUAAUUACGUCAAAUGAGAAAGUAAGGAAGUUCAGCAAAAACAAAUCCUUUCCUCUCUUUGAAUCCUUGGGUGAACUUUAUGAUGGCCAAACUGCUGAGGGCAACAUGAAUUUCACUUCUAUUGAGCCAUUCCAACAUGCUACUCUCACACAAGUGAAUGAAUAUCUUGAGAGAAGUGACUCUUUUCCUGAUGUAAAUUGGGUUGCUGAUGAUGAUGAGACCACUGAAGUUCAAGAUGAAGAUAAUGCAGUGGAGCAUGAAAAUCAGGGAAGCCACAUUACUAUCACCUCAAGAGCUAAUGGAGAAAAGAAUGUCAAGAAGACCAAAUCUACUGAGAGAGAGAGAGUAGAAAAGACACCGAAGAGGAAUAAGAGGAAUGAUGUUGUUGAUAUGAUGGGAAGUUACUUGGAGAUGAGAAAAAGACAAUCUGAGGAGGAGGAAGCAAAGAAGAGGGAGGAGGAAGCAAAGAAGAGGGAGGAGGCAAGCAAGGUUGAUGAUUGCUCAAUAAGGAACUGCAUCACUGUUGUGGAAUCGAUGGAGGAGCUCUCAAAUGAAGAAAAGGUCAAAUCUUUUGGAGUAUUCAAGGACGCGCAGAAUAGGGAGAUCUUCAUGAGUGCAGGGCCUAUGACUCGUCUUAUAUGGUUAAGAACGAUGCUGGUAAGUUUGAAUUACUAUUGUUACUAGCAUAAUCUUAAUUUGUGCAAUUCUGAAAUUCAAUUCUUCUACACUUAAAUAGGUACAUUUUUUUAGCCACGUUGCACUUUGUUUAUGAUGCGAUUGUGUAACAAUGCAGACCAUGCAAGAAUGACCUUUGGACCAAAAGGAUAUUGUCUUUCCAGGUACCCGUUCAUACUUUUAUAAUUUUGACAUGAUUUUCAUGUUAUAUUUAUGUCAGGUUUAGGCUGAAGUUAGCAUAAUUUUGACAUAAUUCUUGUUAGUAUGCCUCUGAACUUUUAUAAUUUUGAUUCUUGUCAGCA